UUUUGUGACUUGUGUGUUUGUUUAAAACAAUGGAUCCGGCUCUGCUGCGGGAACGGGAGGCGUUUAAGAAGAAGGCACUUGCGACACCGAGCAUUGAAAAGAAGAAAAGAGAUGACUCCCAAUUCAAAGAUGACAGCAAAAAGAAGUCAAAGUCUUCAUCAUCCAGCUCAGCCAGCGCAGGGCCCAAGCUGGAUGCGUCAAACUACAAAACAAUGGCUGGCAGUUCAUCGUACAGAUUUGGUGUACUUGCUCGGAUAGUCAGGCACAUGAGGUCACGGCACCAAGAAGGGGAUGACCACCCGCUCACAUUGGACGACAUACUCGACGAAACCAACCAGUUGGACGUUGGUAACAAAGUCAAACAGUGGUUACAAACAGAGGCACUUCAAAAUAAUCCAAAAAUAGAAUGCACACCUGAUGGGAAGUACAACUUUAAGCCUGUGUAUAAAAUUAAGGACAAAAAGUCCUUAUUGAGAUUACUAAAACAGCAAGACUUAAAAGGACUUGGAGGCAUCUUACUAGAGGAUGUCCAGGAGUCUCUGCCUCACUGUGAGAGGGCCCUCAAAAGCUUAGCUCAAGAAAUUUUGUACAUAACCAGACCUACUGAUAAGAAGAAAAUACUUUUCUACAAUGAUAAGACUGCAACUUUAGAUGUUGACGAAGAAUUCGUCAAACUCUGGCGUGCUACAGCCGUCGAUGCUAUGGACGACGCGAAAAUCGAGGAGUAUCUCGAGAAACAAGGCAUCAAAAGUAUGCAGGACCACGGGCCUAGGAAACCAGCUGUACCGAAAAGGAAGAAGGUCUCACAAAAACGCCGGCAGUUCAAGAAACCCAGGGACAAUGAGCAUUUGGCUGACGUACUUGAAACAUACGAAGAUAAUACCUUGACGCAGAAGGGGGUUUCUAUUAAAUAAAAUGUAUUUUAAAUAGUAA
Messenger RNA from Ostrinia nubilalis (European corn borer), 933 nucleotides. RefSeq names its product general transcription factor IIE subunit 2 (gene TfIIEbeta). The transcript has 6 exons. Gene Ontology annotation, cellular component: transcription factor TFIIE complex. NCBI's taxonomy places the organism in Eukaryota, Metazoa, Arthropoda, Insecta, Lepidoptera, Crambidae. The record is from RefSeq and is a predicted model, not a curated record. Bases 30 to 914 code for a protein of 294 amino acids. Gene Ontology annotation, molecular function: TFIIH-class transcription factor complex binding. Gene Ontology annotation, biological process: transcription initiation at RNA polymerase II promoter.